AUGUGCAUCAAAUAUUUUGCAUUUGCUCUUCUUUGGUUUCCUGGAGUGCUGCACGCACAGAGCACCACACAGGCCUGUGAUGCUCCCACACUGGACGGUGGCUUCUUUGCCCCAAAGCAAGAGACUUACUCUCACGGCACCAAGCUGAGCUACACCUGCAACGAAGGACGUAAGCUAGCAAUGAAGGGUUGGUGGGCAACCAGCACAUGUCACAAUGGAAGAUGGUCUCAUCAGCCACAGUGUAUAGAAAGCACAAAUGCGUGCAGCGUGCCUCCUAAAAUCCCCCAUGCAGUCAUCGUUCAUCAGGACUACCAGGAAGUGUUUGCAGCAGGUUCAGAAGUGCAGUAUGAGUGUGAAGAUGGAUACACUGCAGAGGGAGCACACAACAAAAAAUCUGUUUGUACACAAGGAAGCUGGACACAAGGCCCGACCUGCACAUCUUCUAGCACCUCUGACUCAAAUAACAGAGACAACAGUCUUAUACCAGUAAACAUUCAGUCGUGUGGAGCCCGCCCAUACAUCGAAAAUGCUGUAAUUGUGGAAGAAGGUCCAAUGUAUUUGAAAUACCAGUGUAAUCGUUAUUACAAACUAGUUGGUCCAGAGGCUGUGAAUUGUUACAGUGAUGCUCACUGGUCCAAACUACCCACCUGUGAAGAAGCGUUCUGUGUGGUGGAUCCUGCUAGAUAUGCUCGUUAUGGUCUUGUAAAAACGUCAUCUGAAUACAUGCGGGAAGGAGAGACGAAGCCUUUUCCUUUUUCUCUUUUCCUGUAA
Molecule: messenger RNA, 771 nt
Organism: Pelmatolapia mariae (spotted tilapia)
Lineage: Eukaryota; Metazoa; Chordata; Actinopteri; Cichliformes; Cichlidae
Product: complement factor H-like
Exons: 7
Coding region: 1-771 (256 amino acids)
Source: RefSeq, a predicted model, not a curated record